AUGACCAUCGGCCGGCCGGCGCUGUGUACACACACGGCAGGUGCGGCGAACGUGCCUCGGCACAGCUCUCUACGAGGGCGCCGAGGCCUGUGGCAGGACAACGAGGUGCGGCGAGGUGUGGCCCGCGGGGGUGGAGGUGGAGGCGGAGGCCGCGGCGGAGCGGUCGAUGGUCCGCCGCCGCCGCCCAGAUUGCUAAUUGGAGGCUUCGCGGCUUCCGUCGGCUCAGCCCGUAACUCCGACGGCGCCUCCGCCGCUUUGCCGUCGUCGCCACUGCUGGUCCAGUCACCUGCACCAGACGGGAGCCUCUCACCGCCGCCGCCGCCGCCGCCGCCGCCGCCACCGUGUUCCUCCGCGGUGCCGGAACCGAUGGACGCUGAGGCUGCCUAUCACGCCGCCGCCGUCGCCCACCCAGUGGCACUGCGCGGCCCGGCCAGGUUUCCCACGGCGCGCUUUCCUCGCCCCCUCGCAAGCAAUUCGGGGUCGCGGGUGGACAGCGCGCCCCAGCUCUUCCGCUGUCUGUGCCCUCAGCUGCGCCACCCCUGGAUCCCUCCUCCGGCCGUCGGAAGCCAUACUCAACGACGCUGUGGAAAGGAGGCGCCGUGUACGGAGGAAGCAGCUGACGCGGGGGCGAGUGCGUGGGCGGUGGCACGCCGAGACUCCGCUGCUGCAGGAGAUAUUCAGGCCGGCCCUCCGCCCCCGCUCAGCCUGUAG
This is a messenger RNA of Schistocerca gregaria, 711 nucleotides long. RefSeq names its product WAS/WASL-interacting protein family member 3-like. The transcript has 3 exons. NCBI's taxonomy places the organism in Eukaryota, Metazoa, Arthropoda, Insecta, Orthoptera, Acrididae. The record is from RefSeq and is a predicted model, not a curated record. The coding region runs from base 1 to 711 and encodes 236 amino acids.